Polistes canadensis is the source of this 4051-nucleotide messenger RNA. Its product is annotated as serine proteinase stubble-like. Gene Ontology annotation, biological process: proteolysis. The transcript has 9 exons. NCBI's taxonomy places the organism in Eukaryota, Metazoa, Arthropoda, Insecta, Hymenoptera, Vespidae. The record is from RefSeq and is a predicted model, not a curated record. Gene Ontology annotation, molecular function: serine-type endopeptidase activity. The coding region runs from base 592 to 3360 and encodes 922 amino acids.
UCGAGCAGCGUGCACGUGCUACCUGAACGAACGAACGAAACGAACGAAACGAAACGAACGAAAGAAGAAACGAACGGUGAUCUUAAGAUCAAGCAAGCAAGAUCUACACGUUGUCCUUUUAUCAUCCCCCCAUCAUCAACCCAUUUCAUUCCAAUCAAUUCCCACCACGAUCCCCACUCGUUUCGAUCCGAAUUCUCGGUGACAAUAUCAAAUGAAUUUGUGUUACGAAUUUGAAUCGUGUAUUUUAAAGAAACUUGGCCCUUUCCAAUUCAUUAUAUAAUUUUCAUUUUCAUUGACAAAUUUUCUCUAAUACAAGAAAAAACAGUGUCUCGGAAAACAGUAAGGAGCCUCGGUUUGUGGUUUGUUGCUUUUUUUUGUUCUCUGUUUACGUUGAAAAUUUGUCAAGGAUAGAGAGGGAAAAAGAAGUUUGAUUUCGGGUCGACCAAUAGUGUCACUUGGGAUACUCGUGUGAAUUUGAGAUUCUAUGUCUUUUGACAUUAAUUGAGAAUUAAUAUGAUCAGAUGUAUUGAAUGAACGAAUACGAAGCCGACUGUAUCCGCGAGGAAGGAUCGGCAUCUAAUCGGGAUCAGGAUGCGGUGGAUCGGUUACGUGGCCACAAUUCUCUGGUGGUCGGGCAUCGCCAGGUCUCUCAGCACGCUGAAUCGAGGUCACAGCUACAAGAUCAGUCCGAAGCCUUGCAAAGUGCCCGGUCCAGGUGGCCACGAAGGUACUUGCAUGUUCGUCUGGGAGUGUAUCAAAUCGGAAGGCACGCACGUAGGUGUGUGCGUCGACACAUUCAUGUUCGGUAGCUGUUGCGUACACAAUUCUACGGUUAACUCGAUAGUCUCCCAAGGACAUCAGUUGCAUCAACAGGAACAAGAUCAUCGUCACGAGGAACAAGGAGAUCUGCAACAACAACAACAACAACAUCAUCAUCAUCACCAUCAUCAUCUUCAUCAUGAGUCGAAUACUCUCAGGCCAGUACUAACGGAAGUACUGGGAAGUGAAACGACUAGGUUUACCUUGACCUCUCAUACCAACUUCCCGGUCUCGAGUACUUCCAGGCCGAGUGCAGUUCAUCAGCAGUCAUCUUCUCACACUGGACUACACGCUUCACCGAGACCAUUUAAAACACCUUCGAGUAACGUUGCUCGACCUUUGCAAAAGAGACCCCAUGCAAAACCAACGUCCGAACAUACUGACAGAUUUCAGACUUCCGUUCUACCGGCUGGAUCCUCUUCUUCUUCAUCUUCUUCUUCUUCUUCUUCUUCUUCUUCUUCUUCUUAUUGGGCCGACAAUUCUCAGGGUACCAAAAAACCAAACUUCCAUGAAUCACAGUUGCCUCAACAAAAGAUCAGGCCAGAUGUCAACGCGGAGGAUAAAGUUGAUCUGCAAUUUCAAGGACACCCAAAUUAUCAGGGCUUUAAGGAUAAAGUGGGAAGUUCGCCGAAUACACUCGUGAUACGCUUACCUGGAAAGGAACAUGCGUCGAACGAUGGACAAUCGAAGAGGCCUAACUGGCCGAACAACCAAAGACCCUCGGAGUCGAGACCAGAUGACGACAAGGUUGAGGAUGCUGAUCUCAGCGUGCAGGAAACGAUACAUCGACCGUACGUCAAUUCUGUUAAUGAAAAUGAACCCAUGAAAAAUCAGCAUUCCAAUAUAAAUCUCAUACACACCGAACGACCGCAAUGGGCCACAAAACCAGCUACCCUGAAACCAUUGACGGAUUUCUCCAAGCCGUAUUUCUCAAUCAAGACUACAACAUUUCGACCAGUUUCUUUGAGCAGUCAAACCGAUGCGAGACCAAGCUUCGUUCUGAAACCCAAUAACUCGGACGUGUCCCUAAAAACAACCACAUCACCAAGACCUACGUACUUCAACAGUCAACCAACCAGCGCAGCCGGAUCCGUACCACAAACCUCUCACUGGCAAGUUACCACAGAGCCGGCGUUUGUAACGAAGCAAAGACCUUCGUCAUCGUCUUCGUCCACCUCGUCGUUGUCCUCAACCUCAUCCUCGUCCUCCUUCUCCCCCGCCUCCACCUCCACCACCUCGUCAACCUUCUCUUCAUCGGCAAAACCGUCAACCACGUUUGAAACUACCAGACCUUUCGGUGCUAGCUCUUAUUUUUGGUCGGAAAACAGCUGGACUCCACCCAGGCCGUCAUUGAAACCACACUGGACCGAUAAUCCUAGUUUGAUGCAAAACGGACCCGAGAGUUUUCCUCAUCAAGCGAAUUUCAAACCUACCGAAUCACAAGAAAAUACCGAAUACCACAAACCCGUGGGUUCGGCGCACUACAUAACAACGUCCCACUUUGAGACCUCAACGAGAACGAGACCGACGAAGAAGACCACAACGUCGACCACUAGCACGACAACAACGACUACCACUAGUACAACAACUACUACUACAACUACCAGUACAACUACGACUACUACGGAAAAACCAUCUACUACGACUGCAACUACGUCUACUACAAAGUCUACGGAAUCGAUGUUAAAAUCAACAACUCCGGAGGCCAUUACGAAGACAGGAACGAUGAUGACGGUAUCAGCGGUAGCUGACAAUAAGGGCACGCAAUGCGGUGUCCCUCCGCUUUUUCCACUUCCCGAAACCAGGAUCGUCGGUGGCAAGGAUGCACCGUUCGGUCGAUGGCCUUGGCAGGUGUCGGUUAGGCGUACGUCCUUCUUCGGUUUUUCAAGUACUCAUCGUUGCGGCGGUGCGGUACUCAAUGAAAAUUGGAUCGCUACUGCGGGUCAUUGUGUCGACGACUUGCUGACAUCACAAAUUCGAAUACGUGUCGGGGAAUAUGAUUUCUCAUCGGUCCAGGAACGUUUGCCCUACGUCGAACGUGGAGUUGCCAAGAAAGUGGUUCACCCGAAAUACAAUUUCUUUACUUACGAGUACGAUCUUGCAUUGGUCAGAUUGGAAAGUUCAUUGACCUUCGCACCCCACAUAUCGCCAAUAUGCCUGCCAGCUACCGACGAUCUUCUUAUAGGAGAAAACGCGACCGUCACUGGAUGGGGAAGAUUGAGCGAAGGUGGAACCUUACCUUCCGUGCUUCAAGAGGUUUCUGUGCCGAUCGUUAGCAACGACAGGUGUAAGUCGAUGUUCCUCAGGGCGGGCAGACACGAAUUUAUACCGGACAUAUUCUUGUGUGCCGGUUACGAAACUGGAGGACAGGAUUCUUGUCAGGGCGACUCGGGUGGUCCUCUUCAAGUACGCGGAAAAGAUGGUAGAUAUUUUCUAGCUGGAAUAAUAUCUUGGGGUAUAGGAUGUGCCGAAGCCAACUUACCAGGCGUAUGUACGAGAAUAUCCAAGUUCGUACCUUGGAUAUUGAAAAACGUGACAUGACGUCUCGGGCUUAUUUAUACGGACGUCGAUUUAUUUUGUUUUUUAUUUCAAAGACAAAUCUUCGUCAACGGUUCCUAAUCGUCGAUGCGUCGAUAAAUGAUGAUGAUAAUGAUGAUGAUGAUGAUGAUGAUGAUGAUGCUCGCGAAAUGCAAAUAUCAAUUAACACGUUAUCCUUUCUAUCGUGGUAGGCGGGGAUAGGGGGGGGGGGAGGAUAUUGAGCAAAAAACAUGUCACUCAUCUUAUUACAUUGAAAAAGAAAGAAAAUGUUAUUGAUUUUGCUAUUAGGAAAUCGUUUAUAUUCGUAUACGAAAAAAAUGUUGUUUAAAGGAUAAAACAUCAUCAUGAGAAAAAUGUACGUCGUUGCACGUUGCACAAGAUGAUCGAGUUUUAUCAAUGAUCGUGUCGUUGUUUUUUUAUGACGUUGUCCUUUUAAUUGAAAAUGACAAGAAAGUAAAAUACGAGCUGCAAGUUCGGUGUCAGGAACGAAAGGAACGUCCCCGCGCUUUAUUCGCGCUCGUGAUAGAACUGUAUUUAUACGAUUAAGAUGAUAAUAUAUUUUUUAGACGAUAAGAAAUAAAAUAAUUAAACGUGUCCUGUGUUAAACGAAUCAUCGAACAAACGAAUGGAUUCAAAACUUUUCGCGUACGAUAGAAAAAUAUGAUAAUAUUUGUAAUCUUUGUAAGAAAAUUAA